Sesamum indicum (sesame) is the source of this 1599-nucleotide messenger RNA. The record is from RefSeq and is a predicted model, not a curated record. NCBI's taxonomy places the organism in Eukaryota, Viridiplantae, Streptophyta, Magnoliopsida, Lamiales, Pedaliaceae.
CAGAAUUUCUUACUUCUUAUCUGAUUAAUGUUGAUCUCGUCAAACACUGAGUAUUGAUUCUUCAGACAAAAACUCAACUACAUUUUUCUUUUUCUCUGAAUCAUGGGACUCAGGCAUCUUCACCUGAAGAUCAAGCGAAUUAAGCUAAGGAGAUUUUUGCCUGGAAAUGGGAGAAGGACGACAAGAGAAACAAAGAAUGGGAAGAGGGUAUCAUGGAUGACGCAUGUCUCCUAUGGAUAUCAUGUUGCGGAAUUGGAUGAACCAUGCACAAAUAGUAGUAGCGUAAGAGACUUUGAUUCAUCCGUUCUGGUGCAGAGGGAACAAAUGGAAGAGUGUGAACUGUGGUUUUUUGGAGUUUUCGACGACGGGAUUGGUGAGGGAAUCACUAAGUACCUGCAGUCACAUUUCUUUGACAAGACCAUGCCUAAAGAGUUGCGAAUGGGCAAGAAAAGCAAGGAAGCCAUGGAAAGGGCUCAUUUAAAUGCAAGAACACAUCUCAGAGAUAGAAAUGAGCCGGAGGAGACAGCCUGGAAAUUAGGCUCGGCUUCAGCUAUGGUGAUCAAUGGUGAGAAGCUUGUGAUGGCAUACAUGGGUGACUACAGUGGUGUGAUAUGCAGAGAUGGUCAGGCCUAUCAAAUUAGCAGGAGAAAGCCCCAUCCCACCAUGCAACAUUGGUCCCUCAAACUUAUUUCAGGCAUGCAUAUUUACAUACUUGUGUUCAUUAUUUGUGCUCUACGUGUGCCCAAAUUACACAUACUAGGUGGUGGCUCCAGGACUACAUCUGGCACAAAGAGUUCAAAAGGCUCAGAACUAAUUGUAGGAUCUGAAAGAAUAGAUUCUGAAACUGAAUUUGUUAUUCUAGCAAGUACUGGAGUUUGGGAGGUAAUGAGGCACCAAGAGGCAGUAAACCUGAUAAGGCACAUUGAAGACCCACAGGCAGCUGCUGAAUGCUUGGUGACUGAAGCUUUAACUAGAAUGAGCAGAAGCAAAAUCUCUUGCUUAAUAAUACGGUUCGAUUAGUAUAGCUUAUGCUACUUGUUUACAUGCACGUUACCCAUACAGGACUUAUAAUAUUGGUUAUUGACAAUUCAGAUUAGAUUUUCCAAGAGCUUAUAUGUGUUCUACUAUGCAAUUUCAACUGUUAAUUUAAUGUUGAACUACACCUCAGAUAUCAUCUAUCGUGCUGUGGGGAAGUUUGUUUGGAGUUCUAACCCCACCUGUUGACAGCUCUCAUGGAAAGAACUCAAGACAUCUACAGUCUGUUGACAGUUCACGUCAAAUUAGAUCAAAGUCAUAUUCUUGCUGAAAAAGAAAAGACUUUACUAUUAGUUAUCAGGGGAAGUUGGGGCUCACCACCUGAGCAUAGUGUGGAUAUUUUUAAUGGGGAAUACUGAUGCAAAUGUGAUCAUAAAUAGUGCAUGACACUGAAAUGUAAGUACAAACUAAUGCAACUAUCAAAACAGUGAAUCAUGCAAUUAUCCAAAAGUAGCUCAAAACUAAUCAAGUGAGAGCUGUGGUAGAAAAAAAUUGCAUGCUCGAGUAUAUUUGGUCGAAGAUGAAUCUUUCUAAUUAGCUGAAAUUAUUAUAUAGCAAGAACUG